AUGUUAAGCAACGAUUAUGACUACACUAUUGAUAAAUAUUUAGUACCAAAAGUUAGGUUGAGAUGUCCAACUCAUAACAAAGAGUAAGCAUAAUUCAUAUGCACAGACAGCUCUUGCAAGAGGCAAUCAAUCAUAUGCAAAAGCUGCUAGUACGAAAAUGAUUCUCAUUUCAGAGAUCAUAAAGCUUAAUUCAAAAAUAUAGAUAAUUAUUUAGUGGAUGCAGUUAAUGAAAUGGAAAACUUUACACCAGUGAACAGAUAGAUUUUGUAGGAAAUUUAUAGCUAAACUCCAAAUCUUUAAAAGUGGUAAGAUGAUGAUGAAAUGCAUCUAAGGAAUGUUGAAAAGCAUAUACAUGCAUAGAAAUCCUUAAUAGACGAAGAAAUGGGAGCACUCAGCUCAAUGUUGCUUUCAAAUUUAGACUAAAUUAGGGAAAAGUUGUAUAGCAGAUUAGACGGUUUCUAUAAAAAUUAUUGUGACACAUUUAACAAAUAGAAAACAUCAUUAAAUGAAAAUUUUGGAUUAGCAAAAACCUUUUAUCUCUUCAUCAAUCCUUCGAAUCUUGCUGCAAAACUUCAAAGUGAAAUGCCACUCUAAGCAUCUUAAUUUGUUUCACAACUUAAUAAAGCUAUUGAAAAGGCAAAAACUGUCUCAUAAAAUAAGUAGACUUUUGUAACAAACUUCAGAGCAAUCAAUUCGUAGCUUAAUAAAAUGACUGAUAAUCUUCCUUACUAUCUUCCAAGUGAUUAGAUGGCUUAGCAGGUUUAAAUUAUUAUUAAAAAUGUAGAGUAAUUUUUCAAUAAAAACAUUCUCUACCCUGAAGAUGCGCCUCCUGCUGAGCUAGGAGGAAACUUUGCUGCAGGAACUCAAUAGCAGUUAUAGCCACAAUCCUCCUCUUCAUCUUCCUCAUCUUCUAAUGGCUAAAUUAUAAAUCAAAACAACAACAAUGCAAAUAAUAUAAGCAAUCUUAAUGUAAAUAAUUAUCUAAAUUUAGCUUCUGCAGCUCCCCCAACAAUUCCUGCUAUGCAAAACAACUUCUUAUCAAGUAAUAUUCAAAGUAAUAACAAUAAUGGCUUAAAUCUCAACAGAUAGGGAUCUAAUAAUUAAAACAACAAUAUCAUUAAUGUAUCUAAUAAUAGUGGAGGUAAAAAGUAGUUCAAAAUAUCCAAGAAUGGCAAGUAGAUGCAGCUCAAAAAUACAGAAUAGAAUAUUAAUAUCAAACCUGUUAAGAAGUAUUAGCUUGAAAUUCCUAUUUGCUCUGUGUGUUCGCUUUCAGAGACUCACUACGCAUUAGCUUCUGCUGGUGAUUCAAAAAUUAAAAUAUUUGAAUCUUCAUUGAAGAAAAUGCACACUUUCCCUGCUCACUCUGCUCCUAUUACUUGCGUGACUAAAAUUAAAGCCAUUUUCGAUGCUUAUUCAGAUUAGAUAAUAUCUUAGCCUAAGCAUGACUUAGUAAACUAACAAAGUAAUGUCAAUAAUGGAGAAAAUAGUAAAAAAAUUCUUAUAGCAACAUGCUCUUAAGAUAUGAGUGUCUUGAUUUAGAAAUAUGAUCUUGAAAAAUCAUCCUAGCCAACAAUUUAUAAUAAAAUAACUUCAUUCACAUCUACUCCUUAAUUCAUAGUAGAUAUUCAAGAUGGCAUUCAUAUAGCAGUGGGAGAUAGCUUUGGAGAUAUUUAAGUUUUUAAUUUCCAUGAUGGAAAAAUUAUCCAUCAAGUUAAAGGAAAGCACAAUGGUAAAAUUAUUGGAAUUUACUUGAUUAAAUCACAAAAGAAGCUGAUAGUUGCAAGCGAUGACACUAUUUCUAUUUGGAAAUAUUCUUACUUACCUGCUACUUAGUCUCCUGUAGCUUAGAUGGACAGACUCUACUAGGACAAUUUGAUCAGUGACAGCUAGUUAGGCAGAAUAUCUUGCUUUAUCCCUUCGUAUAGAGAUAAUAUUUGCUUCUUAGGAAAUAAUGAUGGAGAAGUUAUCAUUUACGACCUUGUUAGUAGAAGAAUACUCAGCAGAUGGAAUGCUCAUGGUCAUGUGCCUGUUCUAGAUUUCUGUCUAUUUGAAUUUGAUGGAAAAAGAGAUAUAGGCACUUUGCUAUCUAUAGGUUUAAGUGAUAAAUAAAUAAAGAUUUGGAAGAUCACAGCAGAUGACAGAAAUAAUUUCGUUACAGAAGAUCCUGUAAUUUUGGAUGGUAAUUCUAUCAAUGAUGAUAUCUAAUCUAAAAAUAAAUUAUAAAUCGUGCAAGCAAGCUGCCCCAAAUUAGUGAUAGCGAACGAAAGAGACAAAGAGUUACUCCUUUACAAUCUUAUUCUUUGA
This is a messenger RNA of Tetrahymena thermophila SB210, 2304 nucleotides long. RefSeq lists its product as hypothetical. Gene Ontology annotation, molecular function: protein binding. The transcript has a single exon. Lineage: Eukaryota; Ciliophora; Oligohymenophorea; Hymenostomatida; Tetrahymenidae. The record is from RefSeq and is a predicted model, not a curated record.